This is a messenger RNA of Trametes versicolor FP-101664 SS1, 2441 nucleotides long. Its product is annotated as glutamate-tRNA ligase. The transcript is spliced from 8 exons. Gene Ontology annotation, cellular component: methionyl glutamyl tRNA synthetase complex; cytosol; cytoplasm. The record is from RefSeq and is a predicted model, not a curated record. Gene Ontology annotation, molecular function: ATP binding; glutamate-tRNA ligase activity. NCBI's taxonomy places the organism in Eukaryota, Fungi, Basidiomycota, Agaricomycetes, Polyporales, Polyporaceae. Gene Ontology annotation, biological process: glutamyl-tRNA aminoacylation; translation. Bases 1 to 2346 code for a protein of 781 amino acids.
AUGUCUGGCGUCCUCACGCUCACGCCGGCUGCAUCGCCCUUCCCAUGGGCAGCGGCCGCCAUCUCCACAUAUACCAGCAAGGCUACAUUGAACUUCGACACCGCCGCCAAGGGUGUCACCCUCGAAAUUGACGGAUCCCAGAUCACCGCAGAGGAUGAGAUUGUGCAGGCUCUAGCCAAGGCUGGCGGCCUUGCCGACGACAGUGCAAAAACUGCCGCAUACUUUGCUUUGGCAAAGACCCUCCCUACAGUGACCGCGUUUCCGGAGAUCACUGCCGCGCUCGACUCUCUCGAUGACCAUCUCGCGUACCGCACGUUCCUCGUUGGGCACGAUAUCACGGCUGCCGAGUGGAUCGUCUGGGGAGCGCUGAAAGGUAGCGUGAAGAUUGUCGGUCUGCUCAAGAACAACAAGCACCCUCAUCUUCUUCGCUGGUUCAACCACCUCGAGUCGCUUGAGUCUACACAGCUAGCAAUCGCUGGUCUGACCGAGGCUAAGUCUGCGAAGGCUCGUAAUAAUAAGACUGCUGCGUCGUUUGCACUUGGUCUGCAAGAUGCGAAGGAGGGUCAGGUCGUUACGCGUUUCCCUCCUGAGCCCUCCGGUUACUUGCACAUCGGACAUGCGAAGGCCGCUAUGUUGAACCAAUACUUCGCAAAGAUGUACAAGGGCAAGAUGAUCAUCCGUUUCGACGACACGAACCCCAGCAAAGAGAGGACCGAGUUCGAGGAGACCAUUCUCGAGGAUCUCGCGCUUCUCGACGUCCAUGGGGACAGGAUCACACAUACGUCCGACUACUUCGAGGAACUUUAUAAUUACGCGCUCCAGGCCAUCAAGUCCGGCAAAGCCUAUGCGGACGACACCGAGCAGGAGCAGAUGCGCAAGGAGCGCUGGGACGGCAUCGCGUCCAAGCACCGCGACGACAGCGUCGAGGACAACCUGAAGCAUUUCGCUGAGAUGACCACCGGCUCCGCCGAGGGCAUCCGGUGGUGCCUGCGCGCGAAGAUGAGCGUGGACAACCCGAAUAAGGCUCUGCGCGACCCUGUUAUUUUCCGCACGAACCUGCUCCCCCAUCAUCGCACUGGUGACAAGUGGAAGGUGUAUCCAACGUACGACUUCGCCUGCCCCAUCGUCGACUCGCUCGAGGGUGUGACGCAUGCUCUGCGUACGAACGAGUACCGCGACCGCAAUCCCCAGUACCACUGGAUGAUCGAGGCGCUCAACCUCCGCCCAGUCAACAUCUGGGACUUCAGUCGUCUGAACUUCAUCUACACGCUCCUGUCCAAGCGCAAGUUGCACUGGUUCGUAGACACCGGCCUCGUGCGGGGGUGGGACGACCCCCGCUUCCCGACCGUGCGCGGCAUCCGCCGCCGCGGCCUCACCAUCGAGGCGCUCCGUCAAUUCAUGCUCGCGCAAGGCCCCUCGCAGGCGGUCGUCUCGCUCGAGUGGGACUCGCUCUGGACGCUGAACAAGAAGGUCAUCGACCCUGUCGCGCCCCGCUUCUGGGCCCUAUCAGAGACGAACAUCGUGCCCGUGACGGUCAAGGGCGGCCCUGAGACGGCAGAAAUUAAGAGCCUGCCGAAACAUAAGAAGAACCCUGAGGUCGGCGAGAAGCAGACGGUGUACUCGUCGCAAAUCUUCAUUGAGCAGGAGGACGCGAUCUCGCUCGAGGACAACGAGGAGUUCACGCUCAUGGACUGGGGUAAUGCGAUCGUGCGGUCCAAGACCGUUGACGCGUCGGGCAUCAUCACCGGGCUCGAGCUCGACCUGCACCUCGCGGGCGACUUCCGCAAGACGAAGAAGAAGAUCACCUGGCUCGCGCAGCCAACAUCCGCCGCACCACUCAUCGACGUCACGCUGCUCGACUACGACUACCUCAUCACGAAGAAGAAGCUCGAGGAGGCGGACGCGGUGAAAGACUUCGUCACGCCCGUUACCGAGUUCCGCGAGCUCGCGCGGGCAGACGCGAACGUGCGCACGCUUGUGAAGAGCGACAUCAUCCAAUUCGAGCGCAAGGGGUACUACAUCUUCGACGGCGUCAGCAAGGAGGACGGCCGGCUGGAGUUCAUCCGCAUUCCGGAUGGGCGCGCGGCGAGCAUUGCAAGCAAGGCCGCGCCACAGACAGGCGCGGCGACGCCCGUACCCAAGGGGGCAGCGACGCCCGUGGGGGCGCCGGCCCAGAAGGCGGAAGCGGACGAGCAGCGCGGGCAGUUGUCGUCACUGGAGACGCCAGUGGACACGAAGAUGUACAAGGUGGGCGUGGUGUAUGGGGAGGGGGAGGUCCCGACGCCGGCAGACACGAAGAUGUACAAGGUGCAGAGCGUGUAUGGCGUGAAGCCCGAGAGCGCGUAGGGGGUGAUUGGGGCCAGAAGGAAACCAUAGUAAAUGUACUGUAGAAAUGCUCUGGGUGUAUGUGAUAUCUGUAGAAUGUUCCCGUUGUCGAUGGU